AUGUGGUACGAGCAGAUCUAUUCGGGCCUGAUAACGGUCGGCUGCGUUGCGAUCACCGUGCUAACGAUGCUGCCAGUGAAUCUCAUCGAAACAGGCCACCGGCAUCGUCGCGACAUGACAAACUACAGGAUCCUGCUGAAUAAGCGUGACUGGAAUUUGACUGGAAAUAUGUACAAAGUGAAGGGGCUCGAGUCGGUUCCGCCCAAGUCGUCUUGA
Molecule: messenger RNA, 216 nt
Organism: Gongylonema pulchrum
Lineage: Eukaryota; Metazoa; Nematoda; Chromadorea; Rhabditida; Gongylonematidae
Source: the annotation of a GenBank genome assembly